This is a messenger RNA of Trichoderma asperellum CBS 433.97, 664 nucleotides long. NCBI's taxonomy places the organism in Eukaryota, Fungi, Ascomycota, Sordariomycetes, Hypocreales, Hypocreaceae. The record is from RefSeq and is a predicted model, not a curated record.
ACCUCCUCUCUACUAACAGAGGAAACGAGCUUUGGAAUAGCGAGCGUGGGAUUGGAGCGAAGGAGCUGUAACAAGACACAGUGCCGGACCGUGCUACAUGCCACGCCUAUAUUGCUGAAUGUUCACGAAACAAGAGGCGAGAAGCACUCCCCAGCCCGAGGGAUAAUCGAGAUUGAUAUAUCAGCGCCGGGAGACGCGCCCGUCAGUGAAGCCAAGCGACCAGGAGUCUGCCGAGUGACUGUUGGAUGGCCGAUGUGAUGAAGAUGCAGAGUCGCAUCUCAGGUGCUUCCUCAGAAGAAUGGACAUGGGAGGUCCUGAUCCGGAGAGCUAUUACCUUAGGUAUCUUGGUGCUGGUCACAUUCUCCACCUCAAGUGGACGUGCGGCUCGCCCGCCAUCUCGCCGCUCAAUCCAAUCUGCUUCGUCCCGUCCAUGGCGAGCAUGCACGCCAAAGGCUAGGCCAGGCCAGGCCGCACAUCACGUCUCUUUCGGGGAGGCCUCAAGUCCAUCCCUUGCUUGUUCUUGCUUGUUCCGGUCGCACCACCGCCGCCCAAAAAGGCCACAGCUGCUGCACCACUGGCAUGAUGCUAAGCUGUGAUCCCCGUACAGGCAGACGCAGGCUGCUGCCCAGUUUUCCGCAGAGCCAAGGGCACGCACAUCUCACCA